This is a messenger RNA of Salmo salar (Atlantic salmon), 5860 nucleotides long. RefSeq names its product ataxin-1. Gene Ontology annotation, molecular function: RNA binding; protein binding. NCBI's taxonomy places the organism in Eukaryota, Metazoa, Chordata, Actinopteri, Salmoniformes, Salmonidae. Gene Ontology annotation, biological process: nervous system development; negative regulation of transcription by RNA polymerase II. The record is from RefSeq and is a predicted model, not a curated record. Gene Ontology annotation, cellular component: nucleus.
GAGCGAAUGAGAGAGAGAGAUGGAGAGAGAGAAAGGGGGAAAGGGAGAGACAGAGAGAGAGAAAGGGAGAGACAGAGAGAGAGGUCUGACUGCCUUGCAUAACACACGUUGGAGCAGCUUUGCACGCAGGACUUCAUGUGAUUCUUCAACCAGGGGGACUUCCUCUAUCGCUGGCUCAUCACAGAGCCUUACGGCUGGGUGUACAUGUUCACCCUCUCUCCCGGACGGACCCUGCCUGGAGCCUGGAGGAAAACAGGGCUGGAGCAGAAAAAUGACUGGCUCUGAAAAAUAGACCUGCACAAAGGAGACGUAGAGAAAAAGGAUUUCCCUAUAGGAAUACGUAGUGUAGAAGCUACACAGGCAAGAGGAAGCCUGACAAUGCUCUGCCAGCUGUGGCUGUGUACAGCCUGAUUUAGAGCUGGCGGACGUUGUGGAGGCCGGUGGUUAGUCAGAGAUGAUUCCUCAUGAAGUCCAUGGAGCCAUCCUCUCUGUCGCCUGGCAGACGUCCCUCUGCCCUCUCUAGACUACUGAGUCCAGGACACACAGUCACACAGUGAAGACCUGAAAGAGACCUGAUAGAGCCCACGACAACACUGACAGAGAGAGAGAUGUUUCCCAUGCCAAUAAAGCCCUUAAAUUGAAUUGAAAUUGAGAGAGAAACAGAGAUAGGGACAAAGAGAGAGAGAAACAGUAGGUUCACAAAACCUACUUGAGAGACAAACAAAGCGUUAAAACCAACCAUGAAAUCCAACCAGGAGAGGAGGCAUGGCUGUCUACCUCCAAAGAAGCGUGAGAUCCUAGCCCUGGAGCAGAAGCCUGUGGUGGUAACAGCAGCAGCUGAGAUCCUGGCUCUGGAGCAGAGGCCUGUGGUGGUACCAGCAGCAGCUGCAGCCUCAGCAGACACUACCUUACACACAGAGAACCUGGCUUGGCUGGCUAAUGUAGCCAGCGAACGCUGCAGAUCCACAGAAACUCCCAGCCCCAGGUUUCAUGUCUCAUCGUCCUCCUCUUCAUCCCCCUCCCCUUCUGCUACCUCUCUGUCUACGAUCCCCCUGUCCUCUCUCUCCACUGUCUACCCCACUGGGGUGGGGCUCAGCCAACAGGGCGGGACAAUCCAGUACGCCCAGCUGGCCCCUAACCUCCAGUUCAUUAGCUCGGGGCCGUACACUGGCUACAUCUCCUCUCAGAUCAUCCAGUCCCCUGCCACCAGUGUAGCCACCUCCACAGGGCAACAGCGCCACCAUCUGGAUGGCCACUGCUACACCGCCGCCCUCAUCUCCCAGGCCACCAAGGUUUGUGACCAUCAGAACCAGCUCCAGAUAGGGCUGCCGUCUGACCUGGCUGUGUCCGUUGGAGGGUCUACCGUCUCCCUGCCGACCUCCACCCACUUCACCAGUACCCACCAGUACAUCCAGCUGGACAGCAGCAGCCCUCUGAGCGUCCCCUCCCCUACCCAGGUCCACCUCCAGCCUCUCCAGCUCCACACCCACCCUGGGGUGGGCCUCCUCCCCCACACCCUCACCCUCGCCCCCUCCCAGGUGCUGGUCCAGUAUGCGGAUGGGUUAGGGGUCAACAAAGCUGAGGGCGGACACACCAAGGUGGUGCAGCUGAAUGGAGAGCUGGAGAGGAGUUUCGGUAAACAGAGCUGUGCUGGCAUCAAAGGAACCUCCUACUCUAACCAGAACAAUCAGCAGGUUCACCAUGGAUAUGAAGCUCGACACAUCCUCAUUCCCGCAGACUACACUACCCAGGAUUCCACAGGACUACAAACCUCCCUGGUGCUGGUAGCAAAUGCCCAGCCCCACCCCCACCCCCACCCUACCAGAGGUGCUGAGCAGGACAAGGUCCAGGUCCACCCAUCACUAAUACACAGUGAGGGAGGAGGUAUCUGUCUAGGGAAACCUGUCUCUAGAACCUCCUCUUUCACCUCACUCAAUUCCUCCGAGGCUCUGAAGGUCUCUUCUGCCCCUCACACGGUUAUCCAGACCACCCACCACUCUGACCAGCAUGUACACAGCCUGUACUCCACCACCCAGGCACCAAUCAUUGGCUACAUCGCCAGGACAGGUAACCAGCAUGGCGUCAGCUACGCCACCCUGCCGCAGCACCUGGUCAUCCCGGACGGCCAGUCCCUCCAGUCUCUCCUGAUACCCGUUAACGGAGUCGGUGACGUUACCACCACUACGGACCUUGAGGCUGCCUGCUCGGUGACCGCCAGGACAGCCAGCACCACCGCCAGCACCACCGUCUCUCAGCUGGCUCCAGCGACCGUAUCCCUCCCCCGCCACACCUACCUCACCGCGUCCCCCUCCCCUGCCCCAGCCCUAGCUCCCGCCCCUGUCCAGGCCUCCCCCUCUGUCUCCUCUUCCCUUUCCUCCUCUCCAGCCCUAGCUCCCGCCCCUGUCCAGGCCUCCCCCUCUCUCUCCUCUUCCCUCUCCUCCUCUCCAGCCCUAGCUCCGGCCCCUGUCCAGGCCUCCCCCUCUCUCUCCUCUUCCCUCUCCUCCUCUCCAGCCCUAGCUCCGGCCCCUGUCCAGGCCUCCCCCUCUCUCUCCUCUUCCCUCUCCUCCUCUCCAGCUCUAGCUCCCGCCCCUGUCCAGGCCUCCCCGUCUCUCUCCUCUUCCCUCUCCUCUUCCCUCUCCUCCUCUCCAGCCCUAGCUCCGGCCCCUGUCCAGGCCUCCCCCUCUCCCUCCUCCUCUCCAACCACGCUCCCACCGUUCUUCAUGCGUGGCUCCAUCAUCCAGCUGGCGGAUGGGGAGCUGAAGCGAGUGGAGGACCUGAAGACGGAGGACUUUAUCCAGAGUGCUGAGAUCAGCAGUGAGCUGAAGAUUGACUCCAGCACUGUGGAACGCAUCGACACAGGCCAGACACCCAACGCUGUCAUCAUACAGUUCGGUGUCGGGGAACACAAAGCACAGGUGUGUGUGGAGGUGCUGUUAGAGUACCCGUUCUUUGUGUUCGGCCAGGGCUGGUCGUCCUGCUGCCCUGACCGGACCACUCAGCUGUUGGAGCUGAGCUGUGCCAAGCUGUGUGUUGGGGACGUGUGUGUCUCCCUGACCCUCAGGAGCCUGAGGGGUGGCGGCGGCUCUGUAUCUGGGAGGAACCACAGCAGCCAGGGUCACGAGGUCAAGCUGAGGCACAGCCACAACACUGGGGACAUCACACAGGGGUCUAACCGCCAGGGGAACAGUCAGGGGAAUAGCCAGAGUAAUGGUCAGAGUAUUGAUCAAAUCAACAGUCCAAUAAAUAGUCAGAGCAACGGUCAGAGCGACGGUCAGAGCGACGGUCAGAGCGACGGUCAGAGCGACGGUCAGAGCGACGGUCAGAGCGACGGUCAGAGCGACGGUCAGAGAGACGGUCAGAGCGACGGUCAGAGCGACGGUCAGAGCGACGGUCAGAGCGACGGUCAGAGCGACGGUCAGAGUAUGGACAAGGACUUUAGGAACAGUUUGAAUGCUGCAGGCAGCAACAGUGUCUUCCUGGUGCAGGUGGGCAAAACAGACAGGUUGAAUAAGGAGGACAGGUGCGUUCCCUGCUGUGUGGACCAGGUGACAGAAUCUGGACUGAGACCCGGAUCUGGACCAGGGGUCUACGGAACUGGAGUUGGACCCAGGAGUACCUCGAACCUGCAGGCUGUCUCAGGCAAUGGAGAGAUGAGAGACAGAGAAAAUGUAGAGAUAAUAGGGAGAGACAAUGGAGAAAUGCGAGAGAGAGAACAGAAUAGCCACAUGCCCCCUCCGCCCCUCAAGACAGAAGUGGGUGAGGCAGACAAAGAAAAACCCUGGGGUCGUAAGAGGAGGUGGUCUGCUCCAGAGAGAGAUCAGACAGAGCGGGCGGACGAGGAACCCCCUUUGACUCUGCCAAAACCCUCUUUUAUAACUCAGCAGGUCAAACUCUCCAUCGAGGGAAGGUCAAAUGUUAGUCGUUGAAGGAGCUGGAGUGCUGUACGGGAGGUAGGGAACAUAGUUUUAUAUGUUUGUAACGUUGUUAGUGUUGUUUGGUUUAAUCUAUCUAUCCACAUUAAUGGAAAGGAUUUGUUUACCUUGUAUAUACAUGUUUUAUGAUUCUAUUUCUAUGGAAGGAACCUUGUUGUCUCUGUGUUUGACCCACUGUCUGCGAGGCCAGUCUCUCUCCAGAACACAGUUAGUGGCCCACUGCCUGGGAGGCCAGUCUCUCUCCAGAACACAGUGAGUGGCCCACUGCCUGGGAGGCCAGACUCUCUCCAGAAUACAGUUAGUGGCCCACUGCCUGGGAGGCCAGUCUCUCUCCAGAACACAGUUAGUGGCCACAGUUAGUGAACACAGUUAGUGGCCCACUGCUUGGGAGGCCAGUCUCUCUCCAGAACACAGUUAGUGGCCCACUGCCUGGGAGGCCAGUCUCUCUCCAGAACACAGUUAGUGGCCCACUGCCUGGGAGGCCAGACUCUCUCCAGAACACAGUGAGUGGCCCACUGCCUGGGAGGCCAGUCUCUCUCCAGAACACAGUGUGUGGCACACUGCCUGGGAGGCCAGACUCUCUCCAGAACACAGUGAGUGGCCCACUGCCUGGGAGGCCAGACUCUCUCCAGAACACAGUGAGUGGCCCACUGCCUGGGAGGCCAGACUCUCUCCAGAACACAGUGAGUGGCCCACUGCCUGGGAGGCCAGACUCUCUCCAGAACACAGUGAGUGGCCCACUGCCUGGGAGGCCAGACUCUCUCCAGAACACAGUUAGUGGCCCACUGCCUGGGAGGCCAGACUCUCUCCAGAACACAGUGAGUGGCCCACUGCCUGGGAGGCCAGUCUCUCUCCAGAACACAGUGUGUGGCCCACUGCCUGGGAGGCCAGACUCUCUCCAGAACACAGUGAGUGGCCCACUGCCUGGGAGGCCAGACUCUCUCCAGAACACAGUGAGUGGCCCACUGCCUGGGAGGCCAGACUCUCUCCAGAACACAGUGAGUGGCCCACUGCCUGGGAGGCCAGACUCUCUCCAGAACACAGUGAGUGGCCCACUGCCUGGGAGGCCAGACUCUCUCCAGAACACAGUUAGUGGCCCACUGCCUGGGAGGCCAGUCUCUCUCCAGAACACAGUGAGUGGAUACUGUAGCUAGCAGAUGGUUGACCUGGAAAGGUUUGAAUUUACUAAACCAUGAGAUUUGUCCUCUAUAUUGACCUAUAAAGUGAAUUAUGCAUGUGUGAGUUAUAUUAAUUGAUAGUACCUACCUACCUAGUUAGAAUACAACCCUCUACUGCUCAUCGUUACCCUCAGUCAUCAGAACCCCCACCCCCCAUAUAUUUGAGGACAUGUUUUAUGUGAUGAAAUGUAGUUUCUUUUUGUUGCCUCAUGGCAACGAUGUGCAGUUAGGCUACUUUAAAGGGCAAUACAAUGCUGAAUGAUAGACAUGUAGAUUCCCAGACAAUGGACCCAGGGACAUUCUAUGAGCCAAAGCAACCUAAUUGAGCAGUUAAGAUCAUACCCUCUGAUUGUGAGGACAGUCCCAGCGAGGAAGAAUGGACCUCAGAAUCAGGUUUGAGAGGCAGUGAAAUACUAGUUUAGGGAAACGCUUUCACUAUCAGCUUUUCCAUGGUGUUAUAGUAAGUACCCUUAUGGCACAGAACGCCUAAAUCUUCCCCCAAAAAAUAGGAUGGAAUAUUUGUUUCAAUGAAAAACCACAAUGUGUGCAGUAAAGGAUUACACAUAUACUGUAUGUAGUGCAUUCCUGAAGUAAUCAGACCCCUUGACUUUUCAUACAUUUUGUUACAUUACAGCCUUAUUCUGAAAUUGAUUUUUCUUUUAAAUCUUCAUCAAUCUACACACAAUACCACAUAAUGACAAAGUGAAAACAGGUUUUUAGACAUUUUUAACCGCUAAAAAACAGUAAUAC